AUGUCAGCGAUCUUUAACAAAUCGUCAUGGAAUCAUAUUUGGAAAACAUGGAGACCUAUAAUCCAAAGUUACAUUAUGAUCUGGAGUGGAUUCACUUAUGUUAUUGAAUGGGAACAAGGCGUAAAUGCAUUAGCAGACGAUAAUUUGGAAGCAUGGAUUGUAAGUCAUAUAUGGACUUUUAUUGUCAAUAUGGCAUUAAAGGACAUUGAAGAAACAAAAAUUGGAAAAUCAGAGGAUGGUUCGAAGAUUGACAUAUUACUAAAACUUCGUAAUAGUUCAAGAAAAAUACUAGCUGGUGAGGUCGUUAGAACAGGAGAUAUUCACGAUAGAAAAUAUUUAAGAGAUAGAAUGAAACUAUUAAAAUUUAUGAAAGAUAUGUUCGAUUUAAUGAUUGAAUCACUUCCACCAAUCACAAUCAAAAAUUACGAGAGUCUUUGUACAUUUGGAAUACAACUUUUCA
Molecule: messenger RNA, 460 nt
Organism: Funneliformis caledonium
Lineage: Eukaryota; Fungi; Glomeromycota; Glomeromycetes; Glomerales; Glomeraceae
Source: the annotation of a GenBank genome assembly